Messenger RNA from Dreissena polymorpha, 775 nucleotides. RefSeq lists its product as uncharacterized. The coding region runs from base 49 to 642 and encodes 197 amino acids. The transcript is spliced from 3 exons. Lineage: Eukaryota; Metazoa; Mollusca; Bivalvia; Myida; Dreissenidae. The record is from RefSeq and is a predicted model, not a curated record.
CCAAGUACUACAUCAUAGCGACGCAGCGACCGAUAUACAGAUAUCAAGAUGAAGCUUACAAUCUAUCUGGCAGUAUUUUUCUUGUUGAAAAUGGACGCAGCCUUCCAAGCAAAUGGAAGACAAAUUCCAAGCGGCGGCGGCGAUGGUGAAAGCGGAGGUUGUUCUGGUAACGGCGGUCGUGGCGGCCGCGGUGGUCGGGGCGGCGGUGCUGGUUUAGACGGCGAGCCCGGUAAAAGUGGCAGUUCUGUUGGUGGCGGUUGUGAUGGUCGUGGCGGCAGUGGCGGUCGAGGUGGUCGAGGUGGUCGAGGCGGCGGCGAUGGUUUAGACGGCGAGCCCGGCGGAAGUGGAAGUAUUUUCGACGGCGGCCAUGGUGGUCGUGGCAGCAGUGGUGGCCGUGGUGGUCGAGGCGGCGGUGAUGGUUUAGACGGCGAGCCCGGUGGAAGUGGAAGUGUUUCUGGUGGUGGCAAUGGUGGUCGUGGCGGCCGUGGCGGCCGUGGCGGUGGCGGCCGUGGUGGUGACAGCGGCAGUGGCGGCCGUGGCGGCCGUGGCGGUGGCGGCCGUGGCGGUGGCGGCCGUGGCGGCCGUGGUGGUGACAGCGGCAGUGGCGGCGGUGGCGGCGGUGGUGGUGGGGGAGGCUGUUGAGGGCAGUAGUAGAAUAAAGGCUUAAAUGAUUAGCGGAUACGCAUAGCUGAUGGGGCGAAUACAAAAAUACAUGCCAAUUUUAACUAGCAAACAUCGCGGAAUGUUCUAUUGCAAUGUGUAUAUGUGUGUAAUA